This is a messenger RNA of Ochotona princeps (American pika), 1176 nucleotides long. It is a transcript of the gene PTP4A3, whose product is annotated as protein tyrosine phosphatase 4A3. The transcript is spliced from 5 exons. Gene Ontology annotation, biological process: endothelial cell migration; protein dephosphorylation. NCBI's taxonomy places the organism in Eukaryota, Metazoa, Chordata, Mammalia, Lagomorpha, Ochotonidae. Gene Ontology annotation, cellular component: nucleus. Gene Ontology annotation, molecular function: protein tyrosine phosphatase activity. Bases 371 to 892 code for a protein of 173 amino acids. The record is from RefSeq and is a predicted model, not a curated record.
AAAGACGACCCUCUGUCUGUUCACGGAUGCAGUGUCAGGGGGCAUCCCCAGUGGGGGCCGCAGCCCUGACCGCUGUCCCAGUGGCCGGAUCCACUUGGGGUUUUUGAAGUUCCCUGUCGCUGAGUGGACUUGUUGGCGCCAUCGUCGUGGUGGUCGGACUCGGAGUGGCAGGCGUGUGGCACUGUCCGCUGUACUCUGGGGUUCUUCUGUCCAUUGUUAUUUUUUUACAAUCAUUGAAGCCGGGGGCUGAUCCUGUGCCCUCACGACAUUUGCACAAUAUUUGUGCCCAAGGUGGAGUCAGGGACAAGCUCCGGGACCUCUUCAGUUUCGGGGGGCUUCUCUGGUCCGUGUUGCCAGCCCUGUUCUGGCCAUGGCGCGGAUGAACCGCCCCGCCCCCGUGGAGGUCAGCUAUAAGAACAUGCGUUUCCUUAUCACCCACAACCCCACCAAUGCCACCCUCAGCACCUUCAUCGAGGACCUGAAGAAGUACGGGGCCACCACCGUGGUGCGCGUGUGUGAAGUGACCUACGACAAGGCCCCACUGGAAAAGGAUGGCAUCACUGUGGUGGACUGGCCAUUUGACGAUGGGGCGCCUCCGCCUGGCAAGGUGGUGGAGGACUGGCUGAGCCUGCUGAAGGCCAAGUUCUGCGAUGACCCGGGCAGCUGCGUGGCUGUGCACUGUGUGGCUGGCCUGGGACGGGCCCCCGUGCUGGUGGCGCUGGCCCUCCUGGAGAGCGGGAUGAAGUAUGAAGAUGCCAUCCACUUCAUCCGACAGAAGCGCCGUGGAGCCAUCAACAGUAAACAGCUCACCUACCUGGAGAAGUACCGGCCCAAGCAGAGGCUGCGUUUCAAGGACCCGCACGCACACAAGGCCAAGUGCUGCGUGAUGUAGCACAGGCCCUGGCGCCUCCCUCCCGCCUUCUCUUUGGCAGGCAGGCAGGCAGGCGUGGCAGAGCCAAGGAGUCCUGUGGCCCACCUGAGCCUGUGCCCGGCCUGGCCAUCUCACCAGUGCCUGCUGUCUAGCCUGGCUGUUGCCGGGGAACGGCUUCCUAACCACUAGGCGCAGCUCCCCCUCCACAGCCCCCGGUCCUUCCCCAUCCUCAGCACCUUAAAUUAUUGGCUCCUGGCAGCCAGCUGCUGCUGAUGUCCCUUGAAGGCAAUAAAAUGGGAACCGUG